This is a messenger RNA of Soboliphyme baturini, 723 nucleotides long. Lineage: Eukaryota; Metazoa; Nematoda; Enoplea; Dioctophymatida; Soboliphymatidae. The record is from the annotation of a GenBank genome assembly.
AUGCGGUUAUCCGACCACGUAGUCGUCUGUUCGAGUCAACAGACCGGCGGCAGCGGCGGCUGUGAACAAGCGCUAGGCGUUUGUCGGAUUCGUGACGUGAAUCGACCGACCGUUUCACAGGACGAUGUGACCGUAAGCGACGACACACCGGCUCUGUACGUCGGAGGCACCGACGUUAAGGGCGAGAUCCGCUCAGCGGUCGUACCCGACAGGAUAUCGUUGUUAGGGGCCGCCUUUAUCCCUCUGUUCCUUCACAGCUUCUGUCGAGGUGGUCCUCGUUUAGUUGGGCGGGGCCUCUAUAGCAGGUUUCAAACACACCCGUUCAAACAGUUGCUCGAGAGCAUUGUUUACAACUUCUCUUCAACUCGAGCACAUGGACUUGAACUUUACUACUACCUUGCCCUGAUCUUGCCUCAACAACAAGUUCGUCGUCGAUCACCACACCUGGCAAACGGAUCGAUCGAUUGGUCGCCCUCGCCGUCGAUCGUCGUCAGCAACGGCGUCGGCGUUUCUAAGGCGGAAGACUCACUUCCAGACGUAGCGUUUUUUACACUUAUUGAUGGAUAUGAGUUUUCGACGAAUCGACAAGAAACAACACGCCUGAAUGAUUUACGGAAAUCAGAUGAUGCUGGCGAAUGCGGAUUCGGCAUCGUCAUCUAUCGAUCGCUCUUACGACGUCAUCGUCGGUCGGCUGUUGCUGACGGAAGGAAGUGGACAUCGUGA